Messenger RNA from Liolophura sinensis, 4772 nucleotides. Its product is annotated as cGMP-specific 3',5'-cyclic phosphodiesterase-like. Gene Ontology annotation, biological process: signal transduction. Lineage: Eukaryota; Metazoa; Mollusca; Polyplacophora; Chitonida; Chitonidae. The coding region runs from base 689 to 3313 and encodes 874 amino acids. The record is from RefSeq and is a predicted model, not a curated record. Gene Ontology annotation, molecular function: protein binding; 3',5'-cyclic-nucleotide phosphodiesterase activity. The transcript is spliced from 23 exons.
UUCCACCCCAUGACAAGAGCUUGAGUUAAACUGACAGUACAUGCAUUUCGAGUGUACUUCAGUUACAAGGCGAUCUUAAAAUAAGGUGACCAUAUGUGUUCUGUUCAGUCCUCGGUGCUGGCAGGUUAAAUUGUCAGAGGAGUUGCCUGUGGACACAAGGUGCAACAUCCUCAGGCCGGUACAACGGAUCAUACUAUAGGGCUUGUCAACAGCAGCGAGGCCAGGACGGGUAGACGCAUGUACCAGCAAAAGUGACGCUUUAAGGCGACUGAAAGUUGAACGGGGUUGGAUUGCGCCCCUUUGGGAUUUCGUCACAUGGUCGGAGAACAUCAUGACGUCAUAGCAUGAAUUCGUGGCGUCUGUUUGUACAGUUGGAAAUGGCGCUUUUCUAUAAUGGCUGAACAUAUCUUGUUUUGAAAGUUGUCAGCAUCCACGACAAUGUGCAUCGACCAUCCUGAAGUAUAUAGUAACCGGUGAAGAGGAAGUCAAGUAAAAGGUCAUUGAACUAGCUAAGACAAGGUAUUGGUCAUCACGAGAGAAAGAGAUAAGAGUGACAUCAAAUAGAUUUCUGUUUAGCGUCACCACAACUGAGAAGUUGUUUUCGAGUUUAAAUUAAACGUUGUUCAGUGCAUACGUCGGUAAGCUUAAAUACCAAGACGAUACUUACGUUUGGCUUGUUCACUUCAAAAUGAAGGAACUCGCAGAGAAAGAUGUUGAGCAGUAUCUUUUGAACAAUCCAAAGUUUGUUAAGGAGUGGUUGAGCAAACAUGGUAAAGGCGUGGAACCAUGCGGCGCAAAGCCAGCAACGUCAGAGCCCGCUUCAGAUGCGAGGACAAAAAAUAUAUUCAAAACUUACGUGGAGGGAUUUAAAAAAGUGCGUACAAUUAGACGGCCAAAUAUUCUACAGAUGGAAGAAAAAGAGUUGUUUAUGGAACUCAUCAGAGACAUUGCUAGUGAAUUAGAUGUUAAUGUUCUGUGCCACAAAAUUCUUCAAAACGUAAGCACACUCACGAAGUGCGACAGAGGUAGUCUCUUCUUGUCACGCGGUACCAAGGACAAUCGUUACUUGGUCUCCAAGCUCUUUGAUGUAACACGGACUUCAACUCUAGAGGAAUCAGUGGUGGCAGAGGGAACAGAAAUAAAAGUGCCUUUUGGGAGAGGAAUUGUUGGACAUGUGGCCCAAACAAAAGAAACCGUAAACAUCAAAGAAGCUUAUGAUGACCCUAGAUUUAACAAAGAUGUUGAUAAGAAAACUGGCUACAGGACACACAGUAUCUUGAGCAUGCCAAUAUGUAAUUAUGAGGGAGAGGUAAUUGGUGUUGCCCAGAUCAUCAACAAGGUUACAGGUGACCAUGAAUUCACUACAAAUGAUGAACAGGUGUUUAGUCAGUACUUGACAUUUUGUGGAAUCGGAAUUACAAAUGCACAGCUGUUUGAAAUGUCUGUUCAAGAAUUUCAAAGGAAUCAGAUGCUACUGACUUUGGCAAGAGGUAUCUUUGAAGAACAAGCAAACUUGGAAAAUUUGGUCCAGAAGAUUAUGAUUGAAGCACAAGACUUACUCAAAUGUGAACGCUGUACUGUAUUCCUAACUGAUGAAAAGCAAGAGAUGAAAUUUCAAGAUGAGGAAGCAGAAGUGAAGAAAGAAACACAAAAGAUUGAAACACCAGAGAAAGAACAUCAAGAAAACAGAGAAAUUGAAAAGGAAGUGUGCUUUGUGAAGGGUUUUGAUCUCUUUGCUAAGGAAAAAGGCAGCAUUCACGUACAAAGCUCUGCAGAGAUAGCAAAGGCCAAAAAUGUGGAGAUUGCUAAGUUUGUGGUCCGCAAAGGAACAUUUGUAAACAUUGAAGACUUAGAAUCCGAUGAUAGGUUUGGAAAAGGACCUUUUGUUGAAGAAAGUGGAUUCCAAACCCGAAGUAUUUUGUGCACACCCAUUUUUAACAGUGAGAAAAGGAUUAUAGGAGUGACGCAACUGAUCAACAAGCAGAAUGGAACACCAUUUAAUGAAAAUGAUGUUAAUAUCAUUGAGGCAUUCUCUAUUUUCUGUGGCUUGGGUAUUCAUAACUGUACCAUGUAUGAAAAUGCAUGUAAACUGAUGGCAAAACAGAAGGUGGCUUUGGAAGUGUUGUCAUUCCAUGCUUCAGCUCAAAAUGAGAAUAUUGGAAAAUUUGUGUCAUCCUCCAUACCGUCAUCAAAGGAUUAUCAUCUUUUGGAGUACUCAUUUGACGACUUUCCCCUGUCUGAUGAUGACACCAUUAAAGCAACAAUGAGAAUGUUUAUGGACUCUGGUGUGAUAUCAGAAUUCAGAGUUCCCACAAAUGUAUUGGUCAGGUGGAUAUGUAGUGUUAAAAAGAACUACCGCCCUGUGACAUACCACAACUGGCGACAUGCGUUCAAUGUGACACAAACAAUGUUCUGUAUGUUGUUGGUCGGGGGAAUAGUUAAACUAAUGGACCGUCUGGAAACAUUUACUUUGUUGGUUGCCUGCCUCUGUCAUGACUUGGAUCACAGAGGAACGAACAACGCAUUCCAAACAAAGAGUGAUUCCCCUCUGGCUAUGUUGUACGGAACAUCCACAAUGGAGCACCAUCACUUUGACCAUUGCAUUAUGAUCCUGAACAGUGAGGGCAAUAACAUCUUUGCCUCACUGGGUCCUGAAGACUAUCGCAAAGUCAUUCAGAUGUUAGAGCAUGCCAUUUUGUCUACAGAUCUUGCACUAUACUUCAAGAAAAGAGGCAGCUUUAAACAACUCAUAGAUAAGGGUGAAACAGACUUCAAAAAUACUGAGCACAAGGAUCUAUUGAAGGCUAUGAUGAUGACAGCAUGUGAUGUUGCUGCUAUCUGUAAACCUUGGGAAAUUCAAAAGAAAAUUGCACACCUGGUCGCAGGGGAAUUCUUUGAACAAGGUGACAUCGAAAAGGAGAAGCUGAAGCAGCAGCCAAUUGCAAUGAUGGACAGGAAUAAAAAAGAUGAAUUACCGAAAAUGCAGGUUGGCUUCAUAGAUGCCAUCUGUAUUCCAGUUUAUCAGAUGUUUUCCGUGGUAUCAGAAAAUUUAAAACCAUUGUAUGAUGGAUGCAGUGAUAAUAGAACAAAUUGGCAAAAAUUGGCUGAUGAACAUGAACGAAAGCUUUUACAGAGCACACAGGACUAUGAACAGGCAGAAGUAACACGUAGGCAGUCCUUAAAACAGAAUGGAAAAACAGACAAAAAUGAUCAGAAGUCGGAUCGAUCAACAAAAAAUAAGAGGCCACCAGAAACUUCACAAAAGUCAGAGGAAAAAGUUAAAGCAACAAGUAACUUCUGCUCAGUUUUGUGAUCUUCACGAGAUCCUGAAUGAUGACAGUUUACAUGAAGUUUGUAUUACACACUUCUGUUAUCUACAUGUACUUGCGAUACAAUCUGUGAAACAGACCUGCAUUUAAAAAGAAGUGAUAUAGCAUGUUAAUGCUUGGACAAAUAUAAAUAAUGCAUAAACGGUGAUGGUGGAUUAAAUGGUCAUUUCUGCAGUAAUGGUGAAAGCAUAUAAGAUCAGUGCAAUUUGUUCAGAAACAAUGCUUGAUAAAACUUGCAUUGGCACAUUCACAAAGAAUUUUUCUGUUAUUUUCCAAAGAAAGAGGCAGAAAUGACAUUUCUGAAUCAUAUUGUACGUUCUGACAAGAUGCAUAUUGCUUACAGAGUUUUGUCUUAUGAAAAACAAAAUGCACGUUUCAGUAGUAUACAUAUAUGAGACACCUGGGUCAAAUACACAUCAAUAUUUUUUGACACUGGUUAUAUGGGAUGAUGCAGUUUUAUGUAAAGCCAUUUGACCACUAUUCACUCUAACAAGAGAACUAAUCCUGCUGCUACUACAUCAUGUUGUCAGAUUAGUAUUUUAAAAUGGUAAAACUGUUACAAUAAUAUAGCUCUGGAAUUCCAAAAAAUAUUUUCUUCUUGAGCUACAUGAAUAUCAUCUGAAACUUUUCAACCUUUUCCUGGGAAAAUUUCAUUUGCUUGGAAUAUGUUCAGUCUCCCAGAUUUGGCAAAUUAUUACUGAUGUUAUCAAAUUCAGCAGGCAGACACAUCUGUAUGUUGUACAAAAAUUUGUAUUAUUUUUGUGAAUAAGUAGGUAUUUUAGAUUACUCAUUUCAUGUUGGGUAAACAGGUCCUUUUCUGUGACAGUUUGUGCAUUCUGAAUCUUUGUUCCUGUAUAGUACCAACUUCAGCACAUAUAUUUCUCCUGAACAGCCGGGAAUGAUUUGCAUUGACCUGUCAUGGCUUAAGUUAUACAGUUGGAGAGACUUCCAUUGUAAUGUAACAUACCAUAGUAGAUAUAAGUCAGAGAAUUCAAGAGUAUAUGCAGUAAAUGUUACUGGUGGGACCAAAAGGUGUUUUAAUGUGAUUGUUGCUCAGCUAUCAUAGUCCAUUCAUCAGAAGGAAGCUCUGCGGAUUUGAAUAUCAAACGUGUACAUGUAUCAAGUAUACUGUAUUAAUGUACCAACAGCAUCAUCAAAGGCUGGGAAACUUUAACUAACCACUGCUGUUACAGUUUCAAUGGUUGUCCAUUUGAUACAUAUUUUAUUGUUCAUUGUUUUUUCUCUAUACUUUUACUUCAGAAUCAUCACAAAAAGCAAGUAUGUGUGAUAUUAGUAAACAGAUAAAUUGUUUUGAUAUUUAGUGCUCUGACUCGGCAGGGGUAUCAGAAGUCACUAGGAGAUUUUUCCUGUUAAUUUUCAAUGUGCAUUUAAAACGUCAGAUAUUUACACGCAUAAUUGUUCUUCAAGUCAAUGCUGUAUCAG